UGUAUUACGGUAAAACAUGGCGGCCUCCAUGUCACUCGUGAGCUCAGCUAGCUAGAAUGUUCUAGCACGUUCACGUUUCUGUGUUUAUAACCGGAGCAAACGUGUUUCCAACUCAGAGAGAAGAGGCGUGUGUGUUAAUUAAACAACGUCGUUUAGGAUUCCUCAAAGUUAUUGACAACAUGUCAGAAAACACACAGGGUCGAAGGUAUCCUCAGAACCUGCAGGGGGUUCUGCAGCUGGCAGUGGAGGCUGGAGCCGCCUCAGAGGGUCCCGCCCCGGUCGAACCCAUGUCAGAGGAGAGGAAGACGUGGCUCAGAGAAGCUCUGGCCGACGUCUGUAAAGGGCAGAUGGAUGAGGUGGAGCAGAUGAAGCAGUGCUUGGCGGUGCUGUGCAAAGAGGAAACGAGUGAAACGGAGAAGGAUGGAGAGGAAGAGAGGGAAGACGAGGAUGAGGAUGAGCGGGAGUCGGCCUUUGAGAUGUUGUCCGAGUUGUGUGAGAACCUGGACAAUGCUAGAGACCUGAUGACUCUUGGUGGACUGGACUUGUGCGUCUCCCGGUAUCUGUGUCACGUCCAGAGUGGGUUGCGGUGGCGGGCGGCCCAGCUACUCGCCUCAUGCGCCCAGAACAUGCCACAGGUGCAGAACCACUUGCUCAACAUCGAGGUUCUCCCGAAGCUGCUGCAGCUGACAGACUCCGACCCCAACGCCACCGUCAGAGUAAAAGCCCUUUACGCCGUCUCAUGUCUGGUCCGGGAGCAGGAGGCAGGGCUCCAGGCCUUCCUGUCCCACGAUGGGUUCUCGGUGCUGAUGCGAGGCAUGCAGUCGGACAACGAGAAGCUCAGGACCAAGUCGGCCUUCCUUCUUCUCAACCUGCUGACCUCACAUCCUGAACAGAAAGACACAGUUGUCUCUAUGGGUAUGAUACAGCAGCUGGUAUCAGUUCUCCGCACGCCACAUUCAACCUUCCAUGAACAUGUUCUUGGUGCACUCUGCUGUCUGGUGGAAGACUGUCCACAGGGGCUCAAAGACUGCAGGAAUCCUGCUCUGGGCCUGGAGGAGUUACUCAAACAGCGAACCAAAGAGCUGCAAGGAAAAGAGGAAAGCCAGGAGGAACUUGACUUCUGCGAGCGCUUGAGGCUAUUGUGUUUCCACGGUCAGCAGUCAGAUGACAACGGCAUGGAUCGCUGAGGUCAUUUGUUUACCUCAUGUGGUUUCAGUUUUGGUGUGAAAAAACAAGCAGAAUACAGUUUUGUCUGUUAGAGCAUGUUGUGCAUGUCAUCCAGAAGCUGGAUUUUACUUUGUAAAUAGCUGUACUAUAUAAAAUACUUUUUCAAGUCA
Molecule: messenger RNA, 1337 nt
Organism: Mugil cephalus (flathead mullet)
Lineage: Eukaryota; Metazoa; Chordata; Actinopteri; Mugiliformes; Mugilidae
Gene: hspbp1
Product: HSPA (heat shock 70kDa) binding protein, cytoplasmic cochaperone 1
Exons: 8
Coding region: 180-1187 (335 amino acids)
Source: RefSeq, a predicted model, not a curated record